AUGCUCGAAUCUCGAGUUUUGUCCUGGCUGCAGGGGUUUCGGCGCUCUUUCUUACCCGUUCGGAAGCAGCCGUCGGCCUUUACCUCGGAUGAGGUGACCCUCACGAAACAAGACACUACGUCGACGGCCAACACGGCGCUCUGGCAGGAGGACUACGAUAUUGAGAAAUCGGCGCAAGAUGUAUCCCAAAAUACCACUGGAGAUCCGCAAUGUCCACCAGCUCCACCGCCUAGUCUGGUUGAUGUUCCCGACGGCAUGUGGGACCUACAGCAGAUUCGGAAAAAGGUCGUUAACUUUCUACGCUCCGUUUGUCUAAGGUGUAAUACCCAAGCAGCGAAAGUUGUGCAGUGUGACCGGCCAUGUCCGGCGGAUCUACACGAAGCGACUUUCUCGUUUGAAGGUUUGGGGGAGAGGGAGAAGUAUUCCAUCAAGGAGAUCCAGUGGAACUCCAACCUGGCAGACGCUGUUGCCGAAUGGGAUCCCAGAUACAAGGAAGAUAUUCGGCGCCUACGACAGGCUUCCCUUGACCGCGUUUCUAUGGAGCUGAAGGGCUGUUGCCACAAUGCAAGCUUCGCAGACAACCCCUUGGAUCACCCCCAGCCUCUCACCUAUAAUCGAGUGCAAAUCGGAUGCCGACAAGACGCAAUGGCUCUCCCACUGCAAACGAUUGACGGCCGGUAUAAACUCGUAAGGGCAUUGAGAGACGGCGCCUACCUCGGUGAGCGCCAAAUCCAAGAUGCUGAGCGGGUUCUAUCGGGCGAGGACCGCUGGGUGAUGGUCAAGCUGGAGUGCUGCGGUUUGGAAGCGCCGUCCCUCGAGCGCGAGGCCGACAUCCUUGAAUCCCUUGCUGGACAUAUUGGGGUUCCACUUGUCCAGGGCCGCGGCAUCCAGGAGGGGUACAGAUUCAUUGUCGUCUGCAUGCCCGGUCCUAGCUUGGAUGACUUCUUGGAAUUUUGCGAGGGGAAAUUCUCCUUAAAGACCGUUCUACUCCUUGGCGAGCAGCUCAUCCAUCGUGUCGAGGCCAUACAUUCCCGGGGUCUCAUUCACGGGGGGAUACGGCCCAGUGCAUUUGGCUUGGGCGUUGGGAAGGCCUCGGGUCAAGUCAUGCUUGUUGAGGUAGCCGCGUUGACACCGACCACGGAACUCACGCAGCGUUAUUCCGACCUCGAGGCGCUCGUUCUCAUGUGUAUCUACAUGUGCCGCAGACUAGCGCCGUGGGAGGGUCUCCAGACCGACCUUACAAAGACACCGUACAAAGACAUUCUCCAGCAAAUGGAGAACACGCGGGCGGAAGUUCUCUGCAGAGGGUUACCUCGUGCGUUCAAGGACUGCCUGGAGUAUGUGGAAUCUCCCAGCCAGAAUAGCGAACCCGACUACAAUCAUCUUCGCGAGCUCUUCCGUACCGCCUUUAGCGAGAAGGAGUUCUCACGCGACGGAGUCUUUGAUUGGACUGUUUAUAAGCAUUGGAAAAAUUCGCAACAAUUCUGUCAGCCCGUCACAGGUAUCACUGACGAGGUAGGGAGCAGGCGCCUCUCGGUAGAAGCCUUUGAAAAGGAACAUGACUGGCUGGUUACAAAACUCCGUCAAGCGGAAGGAGCGUGUGCGCUUCUUGCCGAAGUGGAAGAAGCUAAUAAGACGCAACAGUACUACACGACGGUCAUCCACACACAUCACGCUCUUAUCAGUUGGUGUAUCGAUAUCUUGGUUUUUGCACAGCACCCUGAAGUCCCCGCCGGCUUGCGGGGUUGGCCAGAAGAUCACCAGCUACCAGACAAAGUAUGGCAGGCUGGAAUAGAGCCAUGUCUAAAGCUGCUCGAGGUCAGCCUUCCACAUACACAAGGCCACUUAGAAGCCCACCUUCAUAAGGUGUUCACUACACUGAUGAUGCUUGCGGAGAGUGUCCCUUGCCAUAAAGAGAAGUGGACGAGGUGCAUUCAGGAUGUUUCCAGGUAUGGGGUGAAGCAUAACACUCAUGUUUCGUGGGUGAGGGUGUAUAACCGCUGGGAGGGGUCGGCGGGCAACCUCUAA
Messenger RNA from Arthroderma uncinatum, 2028 nucleotides. Its product is annotated as serine/threonine protein kinase. The coding region runs from base 1 to 2028 and encodes 675 amino acids. Gene Ontology annotation, biological process: signal transduction; peptidyl-serine phosphorylation; endocytosis. Gene Ontology annotation, cellular component: cytoplasm; nucleus. The transcript has 4 exons. NCBI's taxonomy places the organism in Eukaryota, Fungi, Ascomycota, Eurotiomycetes, Onygenales, Arthrodermataceae. Gene Ontology annotation, molecular function: ATP binding; protein serine/threonine kinase activity. The record is from RefSeq and is a predicted model, not a curated record.